UUGAGAAAAAUGGUAAACCAAAUAGCAUACACUCAAAGACUCUAUUCUCUGUCUCCUCUUCAUCUCUCUCUAGUUCCUCUCCUCUUUCUAUCUUCCUCCCUCUACAAAAUCGCUCUAUCCUUCCGCCACACUCUCUACCACUUUGGAUUCCUUCGCAAACACAGGUUACCAGUGCCGGUGAUCAGCGUCGGGAAUCUGACGUGGGGUGGUAAUGGAAAGACUCCAAUGGUCGAAUUCAUUGCAAAUUGGUUUGCUAAUGAAGUUGGGGUUUCACCUCUCAUUCUCACCAGGGGAUAUGGUGGCGCUGAUGAAGCAAAAAUGCUUCAAAGGCAUUUCAAUGGAACCUCUGUAAAGAUUGGUGUGGGUGCAAAUCGAGUGGUUACUGCUGCUUCUUUUCUUCAUAGAUAUGGUUUUAUUUACCCUCUUGAUAUCACACGUUUUGAGAAACCGACACCAAAAAGCCGAGUUGUUUCUGAGAAAAUUGGAGUUGCAAUUUUUGACGAUGGAAUGCAGCAUAUAAGCAUGUUUCGUGAUCUAGAGAUUGUGAUGGUGAAUGCGUUGUCGCCAUGGGGAAACCUCCAAUUGCUACCGUUUGGACCUUUAAGGGAGCCUUUGACUUCCUUUUCUCGUGCUGAUGCCGCUGUGAUCCAUCACGCCGAUAUGGUACAUGAUCAUAGUCUUUCCGUUAUCAAAUCAAUAAUUCUUGAAACGAAUCGGUUUCUCCCUAUAUACCUAUCGGCAGCAACUCCUUCGCACUUCUUUAAGGCAUCAAAUAUCUCGUGCCGAUUACCUUUAGAUGUCGUGUUUGAAAAGACCGUUUUAUGUGUUUCCGCAAUUGGUUCUCCUAGUUCGUUCGUGCAGAGGAUUGAGAAGAUGGGUGCGUUAUAUGUUGAUUCGCUAGACUAUAGCGACCACCAUCAGUUUCAAAUGAAGGAUAUCGAGAUGAUCAAAGCAAGACUUCAAAAUCUCAAGAACAAGUUUGGUUCCAAACCCACCAUUGUUGUGACAGAAAAGGAUUAUGAUCGAGAUAACAAGAUUCUUAUAUGGUUGGACCCAUUCGAUGUUUUCGUGUUAUGUUGCAAACUGCAGAUUUUACGUCACAACGGUUAUUCUGAAGAUACCUUCAAGAUGCUACUGACCCGAUCCUUAUGUUGAAUCGGGCAAACCUUGAGGGUCAAUUUAACUGGCGAACAAAUGCCUGAUCCUGGGGCUCGGGUUCCUCCCUGUAAGUAGUCGGUUCGACUAUUUG
Messenger RNA from Cynara cardunculus var. scolymus (artichoke), 1249 nucleotides. Its product is annotated as probable tetraacyldisaccharide 4'-kinase, mitochondrial. NCBI's taxonomy places the organism in Eukaryota, Viridiplantae, Streptophyta, Magnoliopsida, Asterales, Asteraceae. The transcript is spliced from 8 exons. Bases 10 to 1155 code for a protein of 381 amino acids. The record is from RefSeq and is a predicted model, not a curated record. Gene Ontology annotation, molecular function: ATP binding; lipid-A 4'-kinase activity. Gene Ontology annotation, biological process: lipid A biosynthetic process.